AUGCGCUUUAAGUUUAAAUCAUAUGUGACAAGGAUAUAAGCAAGAUGAGUGUCUAUCCAACAUAUCAACAUGUGUUUUCCUCCUGGGAGGUCUACCCACGGAUACAUUAUUUCCAGAAACGAUUUAAUGAUCUACUUGUAAGAUUCAACCGAAUAAUAGGAGCUCUGCCGGAAAGUUUCAGAGAAAACAGUGUAGAAAAAGUGCUGGAAAAAAUCAGGUCUGAUUUUGAUAGUGGUCUACAAAUUACAGUGAUAGGAAAAGAGGAUAUUGACGACGCAACGUUGGUGAUAUCUGAUGACAGAAAAACACAAACACAUGAUGCUAAAGAAUCACAGAAACAUGAAGAUGCACAGUUAAGCGUUGUUGUUUGCCACAUCGAUCUCGAAAGUCUCGACGAGCAGGCACUAAGGAAUACCACUGCGGUUAUUGAAUUUGCACAAAAGGUUUCCCAUCCAUGUUCUGUUCUAUUACUCAAGUGUGACACUAAAAGCAUUUUCUCAGAGGAAGCGAUUUACGAGUUCAAAAAUGCUAUUCUUGAACAAGGAAAACAGGGUCUGCGACAAGAGGAUAUACUCAUUAGAUCUAAAGCUAGCGUUCUGCAAAAACGAAUAUCGGAUAAACUUGAAGAAAAAAUUACAGAUGGAUUUUCAAAGAUCAGUUCAUUUCUACAAAGUUUUGAAUCAGACGACAACAUACGCAACGAAUUUACCGGGGAUGUAAAUAAAUCGGAUGGAGUCGUAAAAGCAAUUCGUGAUUUUCUACAGAAUUUUCAAAGACUGAAAGAUUUAAGAGAUCUGACAAAUGGAAUAGAAAUAGUGGAUGAGACAUUUACCUACCGCGUCCUCCAUCACUUGUGUCACGUGAUAAGAUGUGCAGCAGUUCCUGUAUUUGCAAGGAAAUACAAUCAGCAACUAUGGGUUUGUAAUAGAUUACUACAUGAAAUAGAGUUUGAAGAAGCUUUGGUUGAUUCUGUUUCCAGGAAUACUCGGUAUCACCUGAGUAAGAUUGAGAAAGCUCUCGACGAAAAUAAGAAUGGCAAAUUUAUUUUCCUCUUAUAUCCGCUUCAGGAAGACAUGAAAUCGACUUUUGAAGACGUCGAAAAGAAGUUUUCAGGUAUGCAGCGUCUUUCAUUGGUAACUAAAAAGAUGCUGUUUGAAACAAAUGGUUAUAUAAAGCAGACAAAUUUAGGACUUGCAGCUGUUGCCGGAAAAGAGUCAGUUCCAGCUGAAAUAAGUGAUGAUCUUAGAGACAACCUCCUGUCCAUACAAGGUGUUUAUGGUCUGGGAACAAUAUAUGGCAAACUGGAGGUUCAUCUUGAUCUAAGCCAUAUUGAAGAUAAAGCAGAAACGAACGAAAUGGAAUCUGACAAUACCGAUAACUCGAAACCAACUGAAACGGAUUUGCAAAGUUUAAAUUUUAGCAGUGAAAACACCACAGCAAGCCGCUGUGAUUAUAAUCUUGAAACAGUAUAUGGCAAACUCGAGGGAAGCCAUGAUGUAAACCUCAUGACAGACGAGGAAAAAGAGCAUACCAUACAUUCUGACGGCAAAGACGAUAACUCAAGACAGGCAGAUACGGAUAUGCAAACCUCAAACGGCGAAGACAACAAAACAAGGGGAUAUGACGACGACAAGAACAUAUCCACUACAAUCACAGAAAAUGGAACGCAAAAUCUGGAACUUAUUAAAACUGAAAUAGCGGAACAGUUAAAAAAGAAUUGUUACUAUCUGCCCUACACAGUAAAAUGUAUCUCUAGGAAACCGGAGGUAGCUAAAGGCUCUUUUGAACCAGGUGAUCGAUUACUCAGCCCAACAAAAGAAGAGGGUAACUUCACAUUUGGAACGAUAGGAGGAUACGUUUUCUCUAGGGAGAAAAAGAAAAGGUUGUACGGCCUUACGUGUUUGCAUGUUGUCGGUGUAGACGGAAAUGUUUAUACGGAUAACGGAAAAGAAAAAGAACUUUUUGGUAAAUAUCGAAAAGGAAUGGAAAACAGUACCGCUUCAUUUAUUGAUAUAGCUGCGGUUGAAGUUACUCCGACCUUACAAGAGAAAUAUAAGAACUAUUUAGAAAAAGAAAUGACACGUGUAACAAAAGUGAAGGUAUCGCAUGAGAAAACAAAUGAUCUGACCGGGCGUUAUGUUUAUAAAUUUGGUGCGGCAACUGGAGUAACGGAAGGUACAAUAUUGUGUGAGAACUACAGUUUAUUUGACUCAAAAGCUCGUAGUUACCUCAUAGUAAUUGAUCCUUUAGCGGCAGAUAAAAAGCUCGAGUAUAUUACGAAUGUGUUUACCUCGGUACGAAGAGCCCCGUCAAGCACUGCAAAUCGAGCAGUUGCACAAUUAUCGAGUGGCGCAAGUCAGUUAGUUAAACGAUCUAAAGGACAGACUGACUCGCAACUACCUUCCGACGCAAACAACGUAGUCGCUCUAUCGUCGACUGCAAGUCAGGAUAUCGGUCAACCGCCAAUCAUUGCAAGUCAACUGCGGAAGAGUGGUGUAAGUCCAAGAAAAACAAAUCCAUUUCGUAGUGGGAAUCAAAUCGACACACGAUCGUCCAACAAAUCAAAUGAGACAGCCGAACAACAGUCCAACAGUACACAUCAAUCAGUCGCUCUGUCAGACACUGAAUGUCAGUCUGGUGCACGAUGUUCAGCCACCGAAUUUCAGUCUGUUGCACGAUCUUCAGACACCGAAAUUCAGUCAAUCAAACAAUCUUCAAACAUCGAAUGUGAGUCUGUCACAAGAUCCUCAGACACCCAACGUCAGUAUGGCGCACGAGUUUCAUUCACUGAAAGUCAUUCAUUCGCACAAUGUUCACAUACUGAGAGUCUCAAGACUACCAAUUUGAACGAAAUGGUCGCGCAUUCAUCAAGCACUGCAAGUCAGCAAUACAAACAAUCGUCAAGCGGUGCAUGGCAGACCGUCUCAAAAUCGUCAGUAAUUGGAAUUCAGACGAUCCUGCUACCAAACAAAAGUGAUAGCCAGACCAUCACACAAACUCUAAGUUCAGAUGUCUCAAAAACAAUACAAUUUAAAAGAAUGGCAGUCUCAAAAUCACCAAACACUGCCUGUCAAACGUUUAGAAAACUGACAGACAGUACUACCCAAACAGUUGCUAAAUUGUCAGUCGAUGUUAAUCAAACAGACGAGCAAUUGUUAGAAUAUUCAAGCCAGGCAGCGACAGAAUUGUUACACAGAGCAAAUAAACGUCCCGGAUACGAAAUGAAAACAGAUGAAGUUCAUCAAAAUGAAAAUCUCAAAGGUUACAAUUAUACCAUAAAAGAUGACGCGCUUCCUAGCAUAGGCCGGAACGAAAUACACAUUGACAGCAAUAUGAGAAACAUGAAACUGAACGCAGCCCUUUACGUUGAUGAAGCGACUAUGACACAAGUUUCGAAGGAGGUCGACAUCUUAGAUCUGAAUGAUGAAAUACAAGAAAAAGAUUCUUUUGUCAAAGUUAAUGCAAAAGAUACAUAUGCAAACAAGCAGAAUCCAAUAACUCCUCCACAGGAGCUGAAGUUUACACCAGAUGUCAAAGAAUCUAGAGCAGAAGGACACACUCAUGCUGAUCCAAAUACUUUGGUAUAUGUUAGAGAUAUUCAUAGUGUAACUGAAUCUGAUGAAAUCAAAUCGCGUGAUUUGAAGGGUGUUUUCUCUAGGAACGGUGAUAGCGGUGCCAUUAUUUGCACACCUGAUCCAUCGUGUGGUCUUACAUGUUUAGCGGUGUCAAUGUUGACUGGAGGAGACCUGGAAAUUAGUGGUCAUCAAGGAUUAAAGAGUUUAUCUUUCACGUUAAGAAAAGGGUUAGACAUUAUAUGUAAACAAUGUGAUAUAGAAUUUGAGACUGUUGGGGGAAAAUCAGAGAAAUAAAUACAAAAUAAAUAACGUAUAUAACGUUGUUGAAAAUGAUAGAAAAUGCGCGUUGAAAUAUCUUUAAGAAUGCCUCUCAAUUAUCACUUUCAGGCGAAAAUACGUAAAUUUUUUAAUUACUCUCGAUGUUUCUUAUGUGAUAUAUAUGUCUUCUUUGUGAGUAUUUUUUGUUGUUGUUUUUUUUUUUUGUUUUUUUUUUUUGUUUCUUGUUGUUUUUUUUUUUUUUUUUUUUUUUCAAAAUUGGAAGUGGACAGUCACAUUUAAGCAAGACCGUUUGACAUUUUUCACUUUUUAGAUAGUCUGUUAGUAUUUAUUGAAGGAACAGACAUAAACAUUAAAUAGAUUACGAUUCCUGUUCGAAAUAUGUGCUUUUGUCGUUUGUAAAAUUAUGUACAUUUUAAUUAAUUUAAUUAACUCUCUUUGAAGUGAAAGUAUCUAUGAAAGCAGAUUGUUUCUUUCGA
Mercenaria mercenaria is the source of this 4330-nucleotide messenger RNA. RefSeq lists its product as uncharacterized. The record is from RefSeq and is a predicted model, not a curated record. The transcript has 5 exons. Bases 45 to 3869 code for a protein of 1274 amino acids. Lineage: Eukaryota; Metazoa; Mollusca; Bivalvia; Venerida; Veneridae.